Molecule: messenger RNA, 3966 nt
Organism: Salmo salar (Atlantic salmon)
Lineage: Eukaryota; Metazoa; Chordata; Actinopteri; Salmoniformes; Salmonidae
Gene: nr4a3
Product: nuclear receptor subfamily 4, group A, member 3
Biological process (GO): cellular response to corticotropin-releasing hormone stimulus; regulation of transcription by RNA polymerase II
Cellular component (GO): transcription regulator complex; nucleus
Molecular function (GO): zinc ion binding; nuclear receptor activity; RNA polymerase II cis-regulatory region sequence-specific DNA binding
Source: RefSeq, a predicted model, not a curated record
GGCCGGGCCGAGGGAGCUCUACAGUGAGUGACGUCACCUCUCCCAUGGCGUCACAUUGACGUAGCGCAUACCAGGCGCUCUAUGAGGAGGCAGACUCACAUAAAUGCUGUAUUAGACUUUCUCCCUCAGACCGCGCGCAUAAACAAUCCCGCACUACGGCUUUACAUCUGAGCGCAUCAUCACUGGCACAUACACAGGAUCACUCUGAAACACACUUUUAAAACACACAUCGGACUAUAGUCUAGCCUACUUUCCUUUAGAAUAAUUAAAAGGAAAAACAAAAAGAAAGAAUAACUUUUUUUUCUUCUGUCGCUUCAUCCUCAACAAGUUCUGCAAAUAUACGUGUUACUUUUCAGCAGCUUUGGUAAUUUUUGUAAUUAUUCUGGAUCUAUACAGGAGACUUUAUGUUGGGUUAAUAACACAUGUAAAGACGGAACCGCUACAGCAAACAAACCCGGGUUCGGAAGAGCGCGCCCAGCCGAGCUCAGAGCCCCGGCUACCGGACAGUCCCUUCGAGUCCUCCCCGCUCCCGGUCCCCCACCACAGUCGCACCAGUCCCCAGCCCCCCACACAGAACACCAUUCAGCGCGAGGCUUUCACACCAGAUCUAUGGCAUUCUGACAAUGAACAAGCACGCUCAGUUUUUGGAACGGAUGCAUUGUGUCCAGUUGAAAUGCACACCUCGAGACAUGCCUUGUGUGCAGGCACAGUAUGGGCCCGCACCUCCAGGCUCGUCCUACUCCGCCCAGUCCUUUGGUUACCAGGGCGACAGCUACAGCUCUGACCUCAUGACCCCGGACUAUACCAAGUUGGACUUGGGUGGGGGUGAGAUCUCGGCGGCCGCCACCACCUCUCUGCCCAGCUUCAACGUGUUUGUUGAGGGGAGCUACGAGCCCAAGUCCUCCUGCCUAUACCAGAUGCCCUCUCAUAGGCCGCUUAUCAAGAAGGAGGAGGAGUCCUACCCACAACCUGACACCUUGCCCUCCUCCUCCAUGUACUUUAAACAGUCUCCUCCGUCCACCCCCACCACCCCCUCUCUCGCCCCCCAGCCUGGCUCCUCCUUCCUCUGGGAUGACUCCCCCCACCUCUCUCUGCAGCCCCCCUCCCACGGCCCCCUCAAGUCCGCUCGCUUCCCCCACUUCUAUCAGCACUCCCCUCCCCACAGUGGGGGGUACGAGGGGCUGGGAGGGGGGCUGCCUCGCUCUUCCUCCUCAUCCUCGUCCUCCUCUGUGCCCCCCCACCCCCACGGCCCGCCCCUGGAACAGCACCUGUACCAGCUGCACCGCGGGGUUGGGGGUCCGGGGGGCCCGGGAGGACUGGCCUUCCGUUCUCUGGCACUGGGGUCCUGUAACCCUCUGCUGGGGGACCGCCUGCCCUCGCCCCCCCAUCGCGGCCCCCCAGGAGAGGGCACCUGUGCCGUGUGUGGCGACAACGCUGCCUGCCAGCACUACGGCGUACGCACCUGCGAGGGCUGCAAAGGCUUCUUCAAGCGUACGGUGCAGAAGAAUGCCAAGUAUGUGUGCCUGGCCAGUAAGAACUGCCCGGUGGACAAACGGAGACGCAACCGCUGCCAGUACUGCCGCUUCCAGAAGUGCCUCAGUGUCGGCAUGGUGAAGGAGGUGGUGCGUACAGACAACCUGAAGGGCCGUCGAGGUCGUCUGCCCUCCAAACCAAAGAGCCCGCUGCAGGCGGAGUCCUCGCCUCCCUCGCCUCCCCUCAGCCUGCUCUCUGCUCUGCUCAGGGCCUACUCACACUGCACUCCCAGGGAACUAGACUACAGCCAGUUCAGUGCGGCGGAAGCCCCCUCCUCCUCCUCUGACACCCAGUACAUACAGCUCUUCUAUAGGCUGCUCACCAUCUCCAUGGAGACCACGCGUUGCUGGGCCGACCGGCUGCCCGGCUUCAAUGAGCUUCACGGCGAUGACCAAAACCUUCUCAUAGACUCCGCCUUCCUGGAGCUCUUCGUCCUGAGAUUGGCCCACAGGUCUUUGUUGUCGGAGGAUAAGCUGGUGUUCUGUAAUGGCCUGGUGCUGAGCAGGUUCCAGUGUCUGAGAGGUUUUGGAGAGUGGCUGGACUCCAUCAGAGACUUCUCCUCUCAUCUACAGAGUCUCAACCUGGACACAUCCGCCUUCUCCUGCCUGGCUGCCCUGGUGCUGCUCACAGAACAGGUCCCAGGACUGAAGGACAGUAAGCGCGUUGAGGAGAUGCAGAACAAGGUGGUCUGUUGCCUUAGAGACCACCUGGGCUUUGGCCCCUCCUCCUCCUCCAAGGCCACGCCCCCUCUAAGUCGUGUGCUGGGUGUUAGGGCGGAGCUCCGCUCCCAGAGGACCCAGGGUCUGCAGAGGAUCUUCUACCUGAAGCUGGAGGACCUGGUCCCGCCCCCCACCUCUGAUUGACAGGUUCCUAGACACUCUUCCCUACUGAUGCUGCCUGGGCUGAUUACGCCCACACAUACGUGUCACAUCCUGUUUAAGACACUCCCCCCCCACCCCCCAGAGCACCACGCAGCCACGCUCAGAGGAGCGAGACUCGCUGAGCUACGCUGAGAGACAGCCAAUCAAAUUGCUUUUCACUCAUUAAGGACAACCAAUCACAAAAUUAUUUUCACGCCAUAAAGACAAUUAUUCAUAUGCUUACCAUUUUCUAUCUGGUCCGUUUUUCUCAAGUGAUGGGAGGAUUUGAAAGGAUGACAAAAAAUGAAAGUGACAUUUCUCUGUCCUGUUUUAGUCUGGUUAUGCCUGAAGGAGGAAAAUAAGACCCAGGUCUUUGUUCUGGACUGGUUUGGCCUGCUUCAGUCUGGUUCGGUUCAGUCUGAAGUUCAUAGCAGUCUGUCCUAGGGGGAGGGGAAUGCAGUCUGUGUGAGUAACUGUGUGACGCUCUGAUGAUGUCCCAGGGAAACAGAAGCUGCGUUUUUUUUGUGUUCCCUCUGCGAAAUUGGAGGAAGGAGACAUUUAAAUAAAAAAAGGUAUCGUCAGUCAAGACGACGUACAGCGUGAGUGACCCAGCAAUCUGUCUGUGUGUGUGUGUGAGCUUAGUCACACAACAGAGUCUCCAGCAGAAGGCAUUAAAACAGAAGGUCUAUAUAAAACACAACACACACAGUGAAGUGACUGCUGUUUGGCUCUGUUGUCCAAGUGCAAUUUCUUUAGUGCUAUCUUUUUAUUUUUAAAGCAACAACUAGAGAUGGAAAGGUUUCAUUUCAAACUGUAAAUGAUUUGAAUACUAAGACUGGCCAUGUACUGUCAGUCUGUCAGUAGCUCCGGGAGAAAGACAGAUUGGUGAGGAGGUACUGAGCACUAACCAUUGAUGACUCAGUCUCUCAGACUUGAACUGGCUGUAGUAGAUUUAAGAAUCAACUCUUAGGAUUAUUGGAGGAAAGAACGCAAGCAGCACCUACACCCUCAGAGGGUGACAAGCACAGACACACACCCACCCUGCUCCCCGAGAGAGGGAGCGAAGAGGCAGAGAGGAGGAGAACAGGAGGAGGAAAGGGGGGCUGGGAGUAGAAGGGUGCUCGAUGGAUGACUGUAAGGGGCCUGGUAGAGGUUGAAACAUUCCACAGUCAUGCUCUUUUUAUAUGUUUGUAAUAUGGAGGCUGUGAGAGAUUGGAGGACAGUGUUACUGUCUAUGUGUUUCCGUGUAGGAGUACAGGAGCAUAUGCAUGGUGUGUUAUAAGCUGUUAUAAGCUCUUAUGAAGCUGUUAUGACAGCCUGGCCUGGUUUGCGUGUCAGACUGCGCCUGUGUGUGUGUGGUCCCCACCCACCCGGCCAUCCACCAUUACACAUCACAGACUCACUCACAGGCAUCCGUUUUGAAAGAAGGAAAAAAAAAUAUUCUAUAGAUAUAUAAAUAUAUAUAUAUAUACAAAACUAAUAUUUUUAAGUGUUUUUAGCUUUUUCAAAUAUUGUGGUACAAGUUGUGCAUUGUUUUUUGAAGAAGAGAAAUUAAAAGAAGUACAAAAAGUUG